GACUCCAGAGCACUUUGCAGCGCUCCCUCCCCGUCCCCGAUGAUUCAGCGCCGACUCGGCCACUAACUCAGGUCACUAACGCGCAACUCUACUGAAGAGGUAAAAGGACUAAAGGAGAAAGAAAAAAGAGAGGAAAGAAAGAGAGAGAAAACCCAGAAGAAGAAAGCGUGAGUCGGGAACGCAGAGACGGGAAAAAGAAGCAAAAUUUCGAGUAGCUUCCCAGAAGGUUGAGCAUUAUUGGCGGCAGGGUAUUUUGGUCAAUUGUCCGAUUGGAUUCCGGCGAUGGCAAGCCCGAUUAUGCCAAGUACCAGUAGCAGGGCUUUGUCGUUGACGCCCGGCGCGAGGGUUUUGCCGACGCGGGUUAGCGAUGAUUCCACGAUCUGGAAGCGGCUUAAGGAUGCUGGGUUGAACGAGGAGUCCAUUAAGAGUAGAGACAAGGCUGCUCUGAUUUCUUAUAUCACAAAGCUUGAAACUGAGAUCUUUGAUCUUCAGCAUCACAUGGGUCUUCUACUGUUGGAGAGGAAGGAAUCUGCUGAAAAACAUGCACAAAUGGAAGCUGCUGCUGAAGCUUCUGAACUCUUGCGAAAACGUGACCAAGCAGCUCAUGCAUCUGCCUUGGCGGAGGCAAAGAAGAGAGAACAAAGUCUGAGGAAGGCUAUAGGAGUUGAGAAAGAGUGUAUAGCUAGUUUGGAGAAGACCCUACAUGAAAUGCGUGCAGAAUCUGCAGAAACCAAGGUUGCAGCUGAAUCUAAAUUGGUUGAAGCACGCAGUAUGACAGAGGAAGCACAGAAAAAAAUUGCAGAUGCAGAGGAAAAAUUGCGAACAGCAGACUCUUUACAAGUUGAAGCCAAGUGUAGUAAGCGAGCUGCUGAGAGAAAACUUCAGGAAGUUGAAGCACGUGAAAAAGAUCUUUCUAGGCGUUUGAGUGACUUGAAAACUGAGUGCAGCGCAAGGGAGAGGGAAAUUGAUCUUGAGAGACAGCACCUGAGUGAAAGGAGGAAGGGUCUUCAACAGGAACAUGAAAGAUUGCUCAAUGGACAAGCAUUGUUUAACCAGAGGGAGGAUUACAUUGCUAGCAAAUCUAAAGAACUUAGCCGGAUGGAAAAUGAUUUGGAAAUUUCAAGGGCCAGUAUUGAGAAAGAACGUAGAGAUCUUACUGGUGAGAAGUCUAACUUGGACUUGACAAGAGCUUCUCUAUCUCAACGAGAACAGGCACUUGUUGAUAAGGAAAUCCUGUUGAACAAGAGAGAGCAAGAUCUACUUGUUAUGCAGGAAAAAAUUGCAAGCAAGGAAUCAGCUGUAAUAGGAAAGGUCACUGCUGAUCAUGAAGCAAUUUUGAGGGCUAGAAAGUCGGAAUUGGAAGCUGAAUUACAAAUGCGAGGUAAGGAGUUCGAAGAUGACCUUGAAUCAAAAAGAAGGGCUUGGGAGUUGAGAGAGGUUGACCUCAAUCAACGCGAAGAUGAGUUACGAGAGAAGGAACAUGAGUUGGAUGCUCGAUCCAGAGGCCUGGCAGAUAAGGAGAAGGAUGUAGCAGAAAAGAUGAGCUUCCUUGAAGAUAGAGAAAAGAGGCUAGAUGAUGCUGAUAAGGAUAUAGAGAUGAGGAGAACCCUAUUACAGAAAGAAACAGAAGACAUCAAAAGAAUCAAACUGGAGCUUCAGGAGUCUUUGAUUUCUUUGGAGGACAAAAGGAUACAAGUUGAUAGUGCAAAGGAGAAAUUGGAGACAAUGAAAAGUGAAACAAAUGAGCUGUCGGAUCUGGAAAUGAAACUUAAAGAAGAAGUUGACCUUGUGAGAGCCGAGAAAGUGAAACUUCUGGCUGAAGAAGAGAGACUAAAAGUGGAGAAGUCCAAAUUUGAAGCUGAGUGGGAGUUACUUGAUGAAAAAAGAGAGGAGCUGCGCAAAGAAGCCGAACAUAUGGCAGAAGAGAGGGAAGCUAUUUCAAAUUUUAUCAAGGAUGAGCGUGAUAGCUUAAGAUUAGAGAAGGAAGAGAUUCGUGAUCAACAUAAGCGUGAUGUUGAACUGUUGAACAGUGAGCGGGAGGAGUUUAUGAAUAAGAUGAUGCAGGAGCGCUCUGAGUUGUUCAAUAACAUUCAAAAGGAGCAUGCAGAUUUCUUGUUGGGAAUUGAGGUGCGGAAAAGGGAGCUGGAAAGCAGCAUUGAAAAAAGACGCGAAGAAGUCGAGAGUUAUCUUAGAGACAAGGAAAAAGCUUUUGAGCUAGAGAAGACAAACGAGAUGGAGUACAUAUGCUCUCUUAAAGAAAAGAUUGAGAAAGAAUUGAAACAAGUAGCCGAGGAGAGGGAGAAGCUUGAUGCUAAAAGACAAGAGGUGCUUGGGGAUCGUGAACAGAUAGAGAAAGAGUGGGAGGUAUUGAAUAGUUCAAUUGAGGAACUCAAGAGCCAAACCGAAAGAUUAGAAAAACAGAGGGAACUACUACAUGCAGAGAGGCAAGAGAUCUGUACUCAAAUUGAGGAUUUGAAGAAGUUGGAGGAUGUGAAAAUUAACUUGGAUAACAUGGAAGUUGCUCAGAUGCAAUUGUCAAGCAUUGAGCGUAGCCAGCGGAAGCUUUCUGAAAUGAAGUAUGUGAAGCAACAUGCUGCCAUACAGGAUGCUGAUUUGGGUCUUGUUACUGUGAAUAAUGGAUCCCCUGCAGUUCCAAACAAAAGUUUUUCUUCACCAGUGAGUCCUGCUCGUUUCUCUUGGAUAAAGCGUUGCACUGAUGUUAUUUUCAAGAAUUCUCUUGAGAAGACCUUGAAGAGUGAAGAGAAGAGUAGGGCUGUUACAGCUACUGGAUUAUCCAUGAAAGAUGAUGAACCAAAAGUGAUUGUGGAAGUUCCCUCUGUGCUUAAGGUUGGAAGGAAAAGAAGAAUAAGUGACUUUCGUCUGCAAAAGUCUGUUGAUCCAGCAUCAAGCCAGAGCCAGAUUAGUAAGAAACAACGGCAGGAACAGGUUCUUGAAGUUGACCCACCAAAGGAUCUCAUUACCAAUGGUAUGACCUCAAAUCAAGCAAGUGAACCAAAUGAUCUGUACACUACUGAAGGAUGUGCUGAAGAUACGAUUAUCGUUGAGAAACUCAUCAAUAUUUCUGAAGUGACGGUUGAUUUGACCAAGGGACAGGAUUUUGCUGAUGUAGAGCUUCUAGAACACCUCAAGGAUGUUGAAAUGCCUCCAGAGCAGAAUAUUAUUCAAGAUGAAAACACAAUUGUUGUGUCCAAAAUAUCGGAGGAUGACCACUUGAAAAGCGCUAGAGAUCAUAUUGAGCAACCUCAGCCUAAAGAAGAUGAUGCAGACCAAAAGGGUAGCGCGACCGAAGAAGAAUCUGGGUUGGCACCAUCUGAUGUCAGCGAGGACAGAGAAAACGUCGGUAGGAGGACAAGGUCGAAAAAGAAGGCAGUAGAGGCGUAGCUGUCCCAUGUUAGCUGAUUCGUGCAUGAUGUAUAGUACAGUGCCAUCUUUUGUUGGUUAUGAUGGAUCUAACCAGCAAAAGUCGUCAUAUUCAGGCAUCAAGUAAUCUGCCCACAACCGUUUCUUUGGUUGUUGGCGAUCAACAGUUUAUGGCAGCUGGCUCAGUAGGGCUAACUACUUACUAUCAUGGUGUGAAGUUUGUAUAUCACUAUUUUCAUUUUAGGGUUUGUUAGGUGAGAGGGUUUCUGUAGUGGUUGAUGGUGUGAAGUAGAUUGGGUUAUGGGAGAACAGAGGGAAUGUGUAGAGUUCUUCCUAACAGGUACUGGUUCUUUGGAUGAGUGUUGGUGGAAAUUGGGAGUGAUUUGCGCGUGUGAAUUGUGUGAGGAAGAUAUGCUUUUAUGCUUGUUAGUUUGGUUGGUUGGUAGAUGGCAUAACAAUAGCUUAAAGACUAAAAUGUGGAAACCAGUCCACAGGAGUGGAAUUCUGAAGGAAAUGUAAUUUUUCGCCCUUGUGGGUGAUUUGGUGAGUGAGAAAUUCUGAAUCUUAAUACCUUACUACUGGUGUGGUGGGUUCUUGUUUUCUGCAUUUAUUGAUAGAGAAAUAGAGCGCUCGUUUGCAC
This is a messenger RNA of Linum tenue, 4021 nucleotides long. NCBI's taxonomy places the organism in Eukaryota, Viridiplantae, Streptophyta, Magnoliopsida, Malpighiales, Linaceae. The record is from the annotation of a GenBank genome assembly.